UAUCAAUAUCUGUUAUUAAAAAAUAUUUAUUGAUAGUUAAAUUAAGAUGACAUCAUAUACCUUAAUUUAUCAAGAUAAUCUUUAUGAUACUCCCACUUUGGAACAGUUAAAAAUGUCACUUGAGUCAAAAGAUGAUAACGUAAAAAUUGAUGCAAUGAAAACAAUUUUAGUUAUUAUGUGCAACGGAAAUGAUAUGCCUCAGCUUUUAAUGCAUGUUAUUCGUUUUAUUAUACCAUCUCGGAAUAAAACGUUAAAAAAGCUUCUUUAUUAUUAUUGGGAAAUUUGUUUAAAACAUAGUCCAGAUGGAAAGAUGAAACAGGAAAUGAUUCUUGCUUGUAACGCUAUUCGUGGAGAUCUUCAACAUCCAAAUGAAUAUAUUCGUGGUGUUACAUUACGGUUUAUUUCUAAACUUAGGGAACCAGAUAUUCUUGAACCAUUGCUCCCAGCUACUAGAUCGUGUUUAGAACAUCGUCAUUCUUAUGUUAGAAAAAAUGCCGUUAUAGCGAUAUUUUCUAUUUAUAGCCAUUUCCCAAAUCUUAUUCCUGAUGCACCGGAUUUAAUUCUUAGUUUUCUUGCAGUUGAAACUGAUCAAACAUGUAAACGUAAUGCCUUUAUUAGCUUGUUUGGGAUGGACCAUGAAAUAGCAACGAAAUAUCUCUCUCAACAAUUGAAUACUGUGACUUCUAUGGAUGAAUUGAUGCAGCUUGCUAUUAUUGAAUUCAUCAAAAAAGAUUCAUCCUUAAAUCCUAACAAUAAGAUGCAAUAUCUUCCUCUCGUAUUUGAACUUCUUGAAUCGGGAACAAAUACAAUUGCAUUUGAAGCUGCUACAACUUUAACAUCUCUUACUAACAAUUCUGAUAUUAUUACAGCUAUUGCUCAAAAGUUCAUUGAUCUCAUAGUGAAAGAAGCAGAUAAUAAUGUUAAAUUUAUAAUUUUAGAAAAAAUUGACGACCUGAAAAGGGAAAAUGGUAGUAUUUUGGACGAUCUUGUAAUUAAUGUUCUUUCUAUUUUAACAAAUUCUGAUAUCAAUAUUCGAAAAAAAGUUUUAGAUACCUCCAUGGAAAUGCUUUCCAGUAGAAAUGUUGAAGAUGUAGUGUUGUUAUUAAAAAAAGAAUUAAUUAAAACAGUUAAUCAAGAACAUGAAGAGAAUGAAUAUUUACAAUUAUUAAUUCAUUCGUUAAAUACUUGUACAACUAAAUAUCCACAAGUUUUGGAAAUUGUUGCAGAUGUUUUAAUAGAAUUUAUUGGAAAGUUUAACAACAUUUCUGCUAUAGAUGUUGUAGUAUUUGCUAAAGAAGUAGUUGAGAAAUUUUCCAUAUUUCGUAAAUCAAUUAUAGAAAAAAUAUUAUUGAAAUUAAAUGAAAUAAAAUCUGGAAAAACAUUUUAUGGUAUUUUAUGGAUCAUUGGACAAUAUUGUGUGGAUGAAAAAGAUAUUGAAAAGGCUUGGGAAUAUAUUCGAAAUAGCAUUGGAGAAAUACCUAUUCUUGCUUCUGAACAAAAGCUCGCCGAAGAAACUCAGGAUGAUAUCAAUCAAUAUACACAUAUUAAUAAAGAAUCAAAUCCUUUGUCUGGUUUUCGAAAAGUAUUGCCUGAUGGUACAUAUGCGACAGAAUCAGUUUUGGUAUCUGAAACACGAAUAAUUGAUAGACAUGAAAGCAUGAGAAAUUUCCAUAAAACCAUAUUAAGAUCAUUGAUAUUAGAUGGUGAUUAUUACCUUGCAUCCGUUUUAUCAUCAACUCUUGCUAAACUAAUUAUGCAUUAUUCAGAGGUUUCAAAAAAUACAUCCAAACUCAAUUUCAUGCUUGCGGAAGGUAUGCUUAUAAUGAUUGGAAUUAUUAGAGUAGGCCAGUCAAAAUAUGUUAAAGUGCAUAUUGAUGAAGAUUCUGUUGAUCAAAUUUUAAUUUACCUAAAAAGCUUAAUUGAAUAUCAGAAAAAUUUAACUAUAAAGGAUAUUUUUCUUAAAGAUACUAGAAAUGCUUUUGUUAAACUGUUAUCUAUUGAAGAAAAUAAGAAGAAAAAAUGUGAUACAAUAAAAGAAAAGGAUAUUCUGCAACCUGAUGACGCUAUUACUAUUAGUCUUCUUGCUAGUAAAUCAAAUAUACCGGGAAUAGAUUUGACACAAUUAGAGAUAUCUAAAGCGAUAAAUGGUGAAAUAGAAACAAAUUUAUUUUCAUUAAAUUCUAGAAAAAUUCUUCAACUUACUGGAUUUUCUGAUGCAAUAUAUGCAGAAGCAUAUAUGAAAGUUAAUCAAUUUGAUAUUAUAUUAGAUAUUCUUUUAGUAAACCAAUUAUCAGUAACUUUACAAAAUCUUUCUAUAGAAUUUGCAACAUUAGGAGAUUUAAAAAUUGUUGAGCACCCUUCAAUACAUAAUCUUGCUCCAUAUGAUUUUUUAAAAGUGCAAAUAACUGUUAGGGUUUUAUCUACAGACACUGGUAUUAUAUUUGGAAAUUGUACAUAUGAUGGCGUGGGACCUCAGGAUUCCAAUAUUGUUAUUUUUAAUGAUAUUCAUAUAAAUAUUGCGGAUUAUAUCCGGCCUUCAUAUUGUUCAGAAAGUCUUUUUCGGCGUAUGUGGACAGAAUUUGAAUGGGAAAAUAAAGUAAAUAUAUCAUCAAUAACUAAAAGCUUAAAAGAAUUUUUAAACGAGAUCAUGGCUAAAACGAAUAUGGCAUGUCUUUCCCCAGAUACAUUAUUUAAAGAAGAUUGUGGUUUUCUUAGUGCAAAUUUGUAUGCUAAAAGUGUUUUUGGUGAAGAUGCUUUAAUGAAUGUUAGUAUUGAAAAGCAAGAUAAUGGAUGUAUUGUAGGUCAUAUUAGAAUACGUUCAAAAACACAAGGAAUUGCUUUGUCUAUUGGUGAACUUAUUAAUAAAAAAUCAUAA
This is a messenger RNA of Pneumocystis murina B123, 2875 nucleotides long. RefSeq lists its product as hypothetical. Gene Ontology annotation, cellular component: COPI vesicle coat; cytoplasm. Lineage: Eukaryota; Fungi; Ascomycota; Pneumocystomycetes; Pneumocystales; Pneumocystaceae. Gene Ontology annotation, molecular function: structural molecule activity. The record is from RefSeq and is a predicted model, not a curated record. Gene Ontology annotation, biological process: intra-Golgi vesicle-mediated transport; endoplasmic reticulum to Golgi vesicle-mediated transport; intracellular protein transport. The transcript has 13 exons. The coding region runs from base 47 to 2875 and encodes 942 amino acids.